CAGACGAUCAUAAUUAUAACUAGUCUUAAUCGGCUUACCUUCCGGAAGAACUUUCCUACAACAAUAUAUUUCGCUUACUAACCAACUAACGCCUAAUGUUCAAGCGCAUAGAUUCUAUCUUAAGUAAUUAUUGUUGGGUUUCUGGAGACCCUCGUCUCCGCCUAAGUCAUAUUUAAUUUUAUUGAUUUGCCGCUAGUACACACUACAGUCUAUACACUACAGUUUGAAGAUGUAAGGUCGAAAUCCGGUUUAGGAUACCUGUAUAAAAUGGAGACCAAAUGAGAGCAAAUCAUCAUUCAAUCUUUGUCAGAUUGUGAGACAACACAAAGCACAACAAUGUUCAAACAGAUUCUUGUCGCCUUCGCCACAUUGGCCAUCGCUUAUGGUAAGCCCGGCUUGGGACACUUCGGCUACUCCCCAGUUGCCAGCUACGCAUCCUACCUGCCUUCGACUUAUGCGUACGGCACCCCGGCCCUCGCCGCCCCAGCUGUAGCUCCAGUUCCAGCUCUGACCACCGCCGCCGUCGCUGCUCCAGCAUACACCGCCCCUCUUGCAUGCUCUGCCUACUCACCAGCUGCCUACCCUCUGUCGUCCUACGCUCCCUACUCAUACCCCAGCUACUACAAUGGUUACUCUAGCUACGCUGGAUACUCUCCCUUGACCUACAGCAGCUACUGGAACCCUGAAUCCAUCUACUACAAACGCAAGUGAACUAUUUAAAAAUCGUCUCCGAGAUUGAAUAUAUUUUGAUAUUAUAUUAUAAUAAAUAAAUAUUUACUUUCUAA
Messenger RNA from Bombyx mori (domestic silkworm), 785 nucleotides. RefSeq names its product vitelline membrane protein Vm26Ab. The coding region runs from base 337 to 711 and encodes 124 amino acids. The record is from RefSeq and is a predicted model, not a curated record. The transcript is spliced from 3 exons. NCBI's taxonomy places the organism in Eukaryota, Metazoa, Arthropoda, Insecta, Lepidoptera, Bombycidae.